UAUAUUUUUUCCCGACUAUGGCCUCGCAGGACGCUGACAGUGGACUCGAACCGAAUGAUUAUUCCGGACCUGAGAGCGUAUUCAGAUUCUCCAAGACUGGACCAGGAGUGCCGAUCACAAUGAUCAAUUUGAAUCAAAAUACGCAAUCGUCAAUCCACUGCAUUCAAGACACACCGCUGAAAGCCGGUCGCAGUAUUUCUCAAUAUAGUGAACGCAUUGUCGAGGAAAUAGUAAACGCUAUUAUAACGGAGCACCGUGGACACUUUCAUGAGACAUCGUCGACCUGUGACAUUUCCAAUUUCGGGGAGUCCGCACAAAAAGAAACUGAAUCGCAUGUGGACAAGCGGCUGGAGUAUUGGCAUGAUAUGUUGCAGACACGUCGUAAAAUGCAGAAACGUGUCCAGGUACAGACGGGCAAAAGCCCAGAGCAGGUGCUCUUCAAUCGUUCCUCAACGCUUGAUAAUCGCGACAAGGAGACGGUAAAACGACUCAUGGACUACGCGGACCGUUUACAGCCCGAAAACCUGGCCAACAAGCCAAUCAGUGUUCUAGUACAGCGUGAGGACCCCUGCACUUGCAAUCUAAUCGAACCCGUACCCGAAACCUGGCCAAAAGCCGAAAUGCUGGGUGAAAAAAAUAUAGAGAUCGUCGGACUGCCAAAAGUAGUGCAAGAAGAGCUGUUAGGCUCAGAGGCAGCCAAUUAUCAGCUGCGCCGUUGGAAUUGGAUGAAUUCGAAAGUGCUGAAUGAUCGAAUCGGUGAGAAAUUCAAUGACAUAUCGAAAGUGGUGAAUUUCUUUCCCGAUCUGGAUCGUCUGCAGGUGAAGGGCAUAAGCAUAGCCAAUAUAAAGCCCAAGUCUAAAAUUGAGCAGAUCGGCGAGGACCUUAUGCAGUCUUUAUCAAGCAGCACCGAGAAAAUGAGCGAAGAAGAACAAUUAACGUUCAAUGAAUACUGGACGGAACCAGUGUUAACGGAACUCGAUCUGGAGCCACAACGUCCAGACCUAGCACUCAAAGUAAAUGGUCAGGAAUAUGUUGUGGGUGAGAAACCCUUACCCCAAUGCUUUGAUGCAUUAACGAAAUUCACUUGCGAACCGUACCAGCGGCGCUCUAAGGUUGUGCUCAAGCUGCAGAACAUUGGCAGGCAAACUUUGUCGUUUCGCUGGACGCAGGGUAUCUAUUACUACAAUUGCGGCUCACUGCUGCUGGCCAAGGACAAUGAGUUCUUCUUCGAUACGGACAGCUUUCGACUGACCACCAACCAGUGCUAUGACGUGACUGUCUUGUAUCAACCACGGAAGGUGUGCAUAGCCGUUGAGCUCUGGCGUCUGCAGGUGGAGCCGCGCAUAUUUUGUGGCCACCAUGAGUCGAUACAGCUGCGUUUCCAUGGCCGAUGCACGGCGCCCAAAGAGUACUUAGCCCGAAUCAAGGAGCUCCAUUCCAAUACAAUUUACUUUGCAAACACAGUUGUGAUGCAACAGCUGACAGAACAUCUGGGCGAUCUGGUGCCGCUGAUUGAGCCACCGCCUGCGUGCUGUCCCUACGAUCGCACUCUCGAUGAACGGGAAAUGUUCAACUCUUUGAAUCCAGGAUAUAAUUGUGUGCGUUUCGACGAUCUGGAGGUGCUCAAGGGCAUGUACAAGCUUCUAAAGAAACCGCGCGAGAAGCCCUGGGAUCUCCGUUUGGAAUCCAUCAAAAUGCUGAUCAUGCGCAUGGAAAACGCGCUAGAGCGUACGAAAAUGUUUAAAAAACUGAUGAUCCUACAGGAGCCGCUGUUGGGCACAGCACCCACCCUGGACAUGGUGUCUCUACUGAAUGAGCAGAAACAGCGUACUAGAUUCAUUUAUGUACGCGGCGCCAUAUGCAAUGGCAUCGAGGAAUGGGAGGAUCUCAUCUUUGUCGUCGAGGAAUCUUUCUACAAGCCUGAACUGCAUCGCUACUAUAUGCACCUCUUAGAAGAGGGCGAUGAGGAGGCGAAUAAUGAGGAGACGCAAGCAGUUGCGCCCGAAUAUGAGUCCAGCUUGGAGCCUAGAAUCGAGCAGCUUCUGAAUGAAAUCGAGACCGAUAGGAGGGUCAAUGUAGCGGUCAUGAGGAAGCUGCAUCGCUCCAAAUAUUUUCGUGACUCCCUCUACAUACAAACCUAUUCGCAUUUGUGCAAUAUUGCCGAAAAUAUUGUUUCGAUCAUUGAGAGCACUGAGCUGGUGCCCACCUAAACUGCAAAGUUAAUCUUCAGUUUAAUUGUCGUUUAAUUGAUACCAGCUGAAAUUCCUAGUUAUAACAAAGAACCACAAUAUAGCCCAACUAUGUACCUUGAUUGACCUAAACUGAAUUACAUCAAUUAUUAUUCACAUUGUUGCUGCCUGAUUUGAUUGUCAGUUCAAAAUCAGAUGAGAAUACACUCAUAAUCGU
This is a messenger RNA of Drosophila hydei, 2406 nucleotides long. RefSeq lists its product as uncharacterized. Bases 18 to 2210 code for a protein of 730 amino acids. NCBI's taxonomy places the organism in Eukaryota, Metazoa, Arthropoda, Insecta, Diptera, Drosophilidae. The record is from RefSeq and is a predicted model, not a curated record. The transcript has a single exon.